Molecule: messenger RNA, 508 nt
Organism: Myotis davidii
Lineage: Eukaryota; Metazoa; Chordata; Mammalia; Chiroptera; Vespertilionidae
Product: ADP-ribosylation factor 1-like
Exons: 2
Coding region: 18-419 (133 amino acids)
Biological process (GO): intracellular protein transport; vesicle-mediated transport
Cellular component (GO): plasma membrane; cytoplasm
Molecular function (GO): GTPase activity; GTP binding
Source: RefSeq, a predicted model, not a curated record
UCCCUCCGGUCUACAGCAUGGGGAACAUCUUUGCGAACCUCUUCAAGGGCCUUUUUGGCAAAAAAGAAAUGCACAUUCUCAUGGUGGGCCUGGAUGCUGCGGGGAAGACCACCAUUCUGUACAAACUGAAGCUGGGUGAGAUCGUGACCACCAUCCCCACCAUAGGUUUCAACGUGGAGACUGUGGAGUAUAAGAACAUCAGCUUCACGGUGUGGGAUGUGGGUGGCCAGGACAAGAUCCGGCCUCUGUGGCGCCACUACUUCCAGAAUACACAAGGUCUCAUCUUUGUGAUUGACAGCAAUGACCGAGAGCGUGUGAAUGAGGCUCGAGAGGAGCUUGUGCGAUGCUGGCGGAGGAUGAGCUCAGGGAUGCUGUCCUGCUCGUGUUCGCAAACAAGCAGGACUUCCCCAAUGCUAUGAACGCAGCUGAGAUCACGGACAAGCUGGGCCUCCACUCUCUGCGCCACAGGAACUGGUACAUUCAGGCUACCUGUGCCACCAGUGGGGAC